Messenger RNA from Clunio marinus, 2246 nucleotides. Lineage: Eukaryota; Metazoa; Arthropoda; Insecta; Diptera; Chironomidae. The record is from the annotation of a GenBank genome assembly.
UUCCCUUUUUAUUAUUAAGGGAUUAAAACUACUGAUUUUUUAUUAAUAUUGAUUUACAUAAGUUUAAAAAAUAUACUAAGGUGAUAUUAAUAAAGAAGUAAAUUAAAAAGAAUUUCUAAUAUUGUCGAGAAUCAAAUUACAUGAAACAAUAUUAACAAUGACUGACAAAUCAAUAAAACUUUCCAAUACGAUUUGCAUUCGUUGUUCUUCAUCUGCUGCGUACAUGUGCUCAAGAUGCUCUGCUAGAUAUUGUUCAAUACAAUGUCAGAGAGCUGAUUGGCAAAAUCAUCGUCUUGAUUGUGCUCAAUUACCUCCCUUAAUGUCAGCUUUCGAUACGAAUAAAAGCAAAUUAUCGUCAUUAUCAAUCGACUGCUCAAAACGAAUUAAAAAACAUCAAAAUUUCAUUGAAAAAGAAGAUGAAGAAUUGAAAGUUUCAAAACUAUCUUAUCUCCCGAUAUCGGACUGCUAUGAAAAGGAAGAUUCAAUAAAAGACUCGCAAAAAACAGACAAAGAUAAAGAAAUUACAAAAUUUUGGUUCUCUAGUUUAAGCUGUGACUCAAAUUUUGAAUUAAAAGACGAUUCAAAGUUCGAACAGAAAAAGGAGUUAGUGACAACAGAAGUAAGAGAAAAGGUUAAUAAAGAAAUAAAAUUGCCGGAAAAAAUUAGAACAAUUAAACCAUUGCAGCCACAAAUUAGAAUGAUCACUCCAGAACUACUUCACAAGAAUGAAAAACAAUCAGCUAAAUCAGUAAAUCAAUCAGCAAUUCUAAGAUUACCCCCAACAAGCGUAUCCAUUAAAGCAACUGCAAUGAAAGAUGUAAAAACAAAAGUAGUCCAACCUUUUAUGUACAAAGAUUUAAAAAUGCGCCCAUGGGUUAACACAGGUGAAGUUCGAGUUACAAUGCUUCACGUGUAUCCACCACACUUUAUGGUAUUAGCUGAAGAAACUCGUGAAAACUUUGAACUUUUCGACUUUAUAGAUAAAGAUGUAGAAGAGUGCUGCAAGGAUCUAGAAGAAAUAUUUCCUUACAAGCCGAUCAAAAACGAAGUUGUGUUGGCAUUAUACAAAGAAGAUUGGUAUCGUGCUUUUGUUUUGAGUGGAACAAACAAAAGCGAUGAAUAUUUAAUACAAUUCAUUGAGCUAGGCAACCGAAUGGUUGUGAAAUCAAAUGAGAUAAUGGCAGUGCCAACUGACAAAUUACGCUUUGAAGUUUGCGUUCGUCAUUUCAUUGUUGACAACAUGCCCAUCUCGUUAAGUAAACAUCAAAUCGAACUUGUGAAAACUUGCUCAUUCUCAAUCAAGAACAUUCGUAAAGAAACAGACAACAAAUAUCAUUGUGAUGUCAUUGGCUUCUAGGUAAUUGCUCAUGGUUACUGAUGAAUCGACAAAAAGGCCAAAGCUCAAGUAAUUCAAUAAUAAAUAAGCUUCGAAAGGAACCAGGAAAAGUAUCAAGUGACAACUUUAAUUACAGGAAAAUAUCAAUUUUCAUUCAAGUAUCUCUCAAAAUAAAUGUUAGAAAAAUUAGCAGAAACUCAUUGAACUCGAUGUUGAAAACUUUCAAAAUCUGAAAGUUCUGUGCAUACAGAAACAAAACUUUAUUCAAUUCAAUUUAAAAUAAAAGAAAGAAGACAAAAAUCAAAUUCUCCCUUGUUAAAAGUUUUUUUCCUGUUUUCCGUAUUGAACUUUCAUGUGUUGAAAUUCCCAACUGAAGUGGAAAAGUUUGAUUAAAUUUAGCAGUGGAGAGUUUGCUUUUCCAUUCUUUUUUCCCUAUUAAAUCGAAACAAGUUGAAACUUUCAAAAUCCCAUCACUCAUGAGAACAUUUACAUUCCAACUGGACGAAAGUUGGCAUUAAUCCUUUAAGGCGACGACUGAAAUGUUUUCUGCUGAAUUCUAUUCUUUGAACUCGUAAAAGGAUGAAGGAAAACAAAUGCAAAUUGAAACGAUAAAAUAUGACGGUAAUUUUUUUUUUCAUUUGUUAACAAAGAGAAUAUUUAUUUAAUGCCUUGAAGGAGUUUGCUUGCUGCUUUUUUGUAUAUUUAUGUCAAGUAACACUCGCGUAUAAUGAAAGUUGAAUUUACAAAUUCCCGAGGACAAAUCAAAUUGGUAAAAUAAAACCGCGACAAAAAUGAGAUGCUUGUAAUCGAGUAAAUAGCACUUGUGUCACGACAGGAAUUUUCAUCAUUUUCAGCAUAUCUGGCGUUAUAAAAUCGAUGAGAUUGACCACGUUUCAUUCAACUAGAAAAA